UGUUUUCCCGUCAGUGCGGAGUUAACUUGAUUCAAGAAAGGUCGUAUUUAUGAUGGCGGUUCGGUUAGGUUGUGUUACAAGUAUCUUGCGUAAAUGUACGAGUAAAACCGGUACGCGAUGCAUGUCUUAUUACCCGAUAGACGAGCAUGUGUUUGGACUCUCAAGUGAGCAGCAACAGCUGCGAAAGUCUGUUUUCGACUUCGCUCAAAAGGAACUGGCACCACAUGCAGCACAGAUAGACAAAGACAACAACUUCCCCGGGUUAAGAGAUUUUUGGAAGAAAUGCGGCGAAAUGGGACUUCUUGGUAUUACGGCGAAUCCAGAUUUUGGGGGAACCGGAGGCAAAUAUUCAGACCACUGUGUUAUAAUGGAAGAACUUUCCAGAGCCGCCGGUGGUAUAGCGCUGUCGUACGGUGCUCACUCCAAUUUAUGCGUCAAUCAAAUUAACAGAAACGGCACAGAUGAACAAAAGGCAAAAUAUUUACCAAAGUUAUGUUCAGGUGAACAUAUAGGAGCCUUAGCGAUGUCAGAGCCUGGCGCGGGUAGUGACGUAGUAUCAAUGAAGUUACGGGCUGAUAAGAAAGGAGAUUACUAUGUACUGAAUGGAAAUAAGUUCUGGAUCACCAACGGACCCGAUGCUGAUGUACUAGUGGUGUACGCUAAAACAGACCCAGCUAACAGUAAACCACAGCACGGUAUAUCAGCGUUCCUUAUAGAGAAAGGUUUCCCAGGGUUCACCACCGCACAGAAAUUGGACAAGCUCGGUAUGAGAGGGUCCAACACCUGCGAGUUAGUGUUUGAAGACUGCAAGGUACCAGCAAAAAACAUCCUAGGAGAAGUAAACAAAGGAGUGUACGUGUUGAUGUCAGGGCUCGACCUGGAGCGGCUGGUGCUAGCAGCUGGGCCAGUCGGCCUGAUGCAGGCGGCUAUCGACACUGCCUUCCAGUAUGCACACACUAGGAAACAGUUUGGAAAGAGCAUUGGGGAGUUCCAGUUGUUGCAGGGUAAAAUGGCUGACAUGUACACGACGUUAAGUGCAUGCCGUAGUUACCUGUACAAUGUUGCUAAAGCGUGUGACGAAGGACAUGUGAAUAGCAAAGAUUGCGCAGGAGUCAUUCUGUACUGCGCAGAAAAAGCAACGCAAGUAGCACUUGACGCCAUACAAAUUCUUGGUGGAAAUGGCUACAUAAAUGACUACCCAACUGGCAGACUACUCAGAGACGCAAAACUGUAUGAAAUCGGGGCUGGCACGUCAGAAGUAAGAAGAAUGCUUAUUGGAAGGGCAUUAAACAGUGAAUACAAAUAAAUAGUCAUCACAACAAGUUAUCAUUUAUUAAAGAAUUUAUUUAAGAAAAA
Trichoplusia ni (cabbage looper) is the source of this 1356-nucleotide messenger RNA. It is a transcript of the gene Ivd, whose product is annotated as isovaleryl-CoA dehydrogenase, mitochondrial. The transcript is spliced from 9 exons. Bases 50 to 1306 code for a protein of 418 amino acids. Lineage: Eukaryota; Metazoa; Arthropoda; Insecta; Lepidoptera; Noctuidae. Gene Ontology annotation, biological process: L-leucine catabolic process. Gene Ontology annotation, molecular function: 3-methylbutanoyl-CoA dehydrogenase activity; flavin adenine dinucleotide binding. The record is from RefSeq and is a predicted model, not a curated record. Gene Ontology annotation, cellular component: mitochondrion.